This is a messenger RNA of Dichomitus squalens LYAD-421 SS1, 2220 nucleotides long. RefSeq lists its product as uncharacterized. The coding region runs from base 75 to 1421 and encodes 448 amino acids. The record is from RefSeq and is a predicted model, not a curated record. Gene Ontology annotation, molecular function: DNA-binding transcription factor activity. Lineage: Eukaryota; Fungi; Basidiomycota; Agaricomycetes; Polyporales; Polyporaceae. The transcript is spliced from 12 exons. Gene Ontology annotation, biological process: regulation of DNA-templated transcription.
CUCGCCCCGGCUCAUCGGCCCCAGUUCGUCCCGCAGAGCUUUGUCACGCGUAUUACAUCUGUGCUGCUUUUUCCAUGCCUGACGAACGCGACCGCAGCGUCUCCCAGGACAUUGAGACUGACGAAGCGCCAUCCCCGGCCGACACGAACGACAACAGCGCGUCGACUCCUGCCGUCGGAAAGCCCGGAAGGAAGAAAAACCCAAACUCGCAGGCAGCAAGGCGUGAUCAGAAUCGUAUAGCCCAAAGGGAGUUUCGCCUGCGUAAACAACAGCGCAUACGUGAUCUCGAGGCCAGUGUUGAGAUACUCUCGGGUGGGAAGGAUGAGGCUCUGUCGCAGCUGAGGAAGGUGCUAAAAGACCUCAUGCAUGAGAAUCAGGUGUUACGUGGUCUCCUCAAAAGCCUCAGCUCGUUCAUCGGCGAGGGCACAGGCGGCAUCCUCGCCAAAGUCGGCUGGGAGCUCGCCGAGUAUAACGAUCUCAUCAACAAGGCCGAGACGGACACUGCUUGGGAGAGCUACCAACGUCAUAAGCGGGACAAGUCUGAAACCACCGCGGGGCCUUCUGGUUCAGGGGCUGGAAAACGUCCAGCGGACGAUAGCGAUCCGUAUGGUCUGCGACCCAAGAGGGCCCGUCCUGACACCAAUGGUGACGCCUCGCGAUCCAGUGACAAUUUCCCCCUCCUCGUCCCCCUCAAUCCUGCUGCGUCAUCCAUGGGUCCCAAUGGUCUCUAUACCACCGACUAUGGGCGCGGUCCUUCAAAUGCUUCUCCGAUGUUCGUACCACCCUCUUCUUCGCCCGUCAACCAUUCCGGCCAGUACGGCUCUCCGCCUAGUGGGGGAAUGUCAAUGUCCUUCCAGUCCAGCUAUGGUUUGUCGAUGUCCAACGACCCAAUGUCGACGAUGUCCGCUGUCAACAACAGUAGUAUGGCAUCGAUGACGGCACCCUCCAGGACGUCGUCGGCUGCUCAACCGUCUCCACGGCAAGGGCAGAAUGAUGAUGAAGAAAUAGACCCCAAGAAGUUGGACGCUUAUAAGCUCAUCCACUACCAUCUGGACAACUGGAAACGCAAUAACAAUUACUGUCUUCCGUCGUCGCUCCGACCAACACUGGUUCAGAGGACGAUCCCACACGAGAGCGUAAUUGACGGGGUACUGCACCCCGAGCUUCGCGAUCGUAUGAUUUUGCUCCGAGAGCGGUUUAACCUUGUUGAUUGCUUGCAUGACUAUCGUCUCGCUGUUACGAUCCAUGGAGACGACGUUCUGGCUCAUCAGAACUGGGAGAUAUCGGAUACAUGGCUGCAACGCUACAAAUUCCUCGUCGACCCAGCGACACUGAACAUCACGAAUAAAUGGCGACGCGAGCGAGGCGAUCCCGAACUGCAUGUCGGAGAAUACUCGACGGAGCCACCAAACCAAGUGUAGCGCUAGCAAGAAGUACGUGACUGACAUAACGUUUGGCUUAGAUGCGGAUACGAACUAUCGCGCUGUUAACCCACGGUCUGUGGCAAGGCAAAAUCCUGUACCAUAUUUAUACGCGGACGGGUCUCAGGCGAACGCAUAGACAUUCGCUGAGGUCGCGUUCUAUUAGUUGUGUUCUUUUUUUGUCCUCUGUCUCCUCCCUGAGCUGCUGUACUAUGUUUCUCUCCGGCUCUCUCAUCACUAGUUUUCGCUUGCUUUCGGGGCUGCUCGGCUUUGUAUCUUGUAGAUAGUCCGCUGGCUCAAUGCUAUCUGAGUGUCUGAGGGAAAUGGGAGAACGGGUCGGAUUCUGGUGCAUUAGAGCAUCAAACAUGCUGUUGGCCUGUUACGAUAUACCCAUUACCCAACCUCUCUACCAUGAGGCUUUGUGGACACCAGGCAACUCGUUCGCCAGGGCCUUUAACCGGAACUGGUACCGCGACAGGCCGAACUCGCUGAUGAUACCCCGACCUUUGCCUGUCGCCGUACACCUGUUCUUGACCGUCGUCGGCCUCGUAUACCGUCCGAAGGUAUUCAGCUGAAGCUGCGCCUGGAACCGGACCUGCGGCGGGAGAGUCUGGUUGCGGGCAACGUAGAGGUACGCGCGACGGAGGAUCUCGUUGGCGUUCACGCCAUGGCGCGCCUUGAUGUCCCGCAGAACGCGUGCAGUUGGCAUUUUAUCCUUCCUCUUCUAGGAGAAUCGCGAGGAGCCGGGUGAGGAGAGGAGGUGAGUAGCCGUAGAUGGAGAUGACGAGACGGACGCAGA